This is a messenger RNA of Athalia rosae (coleseed sawfly), 2757 nucleotides long. It is a transcript of the gene Sec23, whose product is annotated as protein transport protein Sec23A. Gene Ontology annotation, biological process: COPII-coated vesicle budding; intracellular protein transport; endoplasmic reticulum to Golgi vesicle-mediated transport. Gene Ontology annotation, cellular component: endoplasmic reticulum exit site; COPII vesicle coat. The record is from RefSeq and is a predicted model, not a curated record. The transcript has 10 exons. NCBI's taxonomy places the organism in Eukaryota, Metazoa, Arthropoda, Insecta, Hymenoptera, Athaliidae. Gene Ontology annotation, molecular function: GTPase activator activity; zinc ion binding. Bases 161 to 2488 code for a protein of 775 amino acids.
AUGACGGUAGCCAGGCGGGUGGCUUUCCUAGUUUGAGGUACUCCACAUUUAUUUAAAUAAUUAUGAAUUAAUUGUGUCUCAGAACGAGUGAAUCUCUUUGGAUAAAAUUGACGCCUGAAAUUUCACUUUCGUCAACUUAAUUAGUAUAGCUGUCGGUGAAAUGACAACGUACGAAGAGUUCAUCCAGCAAAAUGAAGAUCGUGAUGGAGUCAGGUUCACAUGGAACGUCUGGCCAUCAUCCCGGAUCGAAGCUACACGGCUAGUAGUUCCUCUUGGAACUCUUUACCAGCCGAUCAAGGAACGCCUUGAUUUGCCUCCUAUACAGUACGAUCCAGUUCUCUGCACAAGGUCAACAUGCAGGGCGAUUCUGAAUCCACUUUGUCAAGUAGAUUACCGUGCCAAGCUCUGGGUUUGCAACUUUUGCUUCCAAAGAAACCCAUUUCCUCCGCAAUAUGCAGCCAUUUCGGAGCAGCAUCAACCUGCCGAGUUGAUACCAAUGUUUUCCACCAUUGAAUAUACAAUUACCAGGGCGCAGUGCCUUCCACCAAUUUUUUUACUAGUAGUCGACACUUGCCUCGAUGAAGAAGAACUUGGCGCUUUGAAGGACUCACUACAAAUGUCUCUGUCUCUUCUCCCACCAAAUGCGCUCAUCGGAUUAAUUACAUUUGGAAAAAUGGUGCAGGUUCACGAGCUCGGUUGUGAUGGAUGUAGUAAAAGUUACGUCUUUCGAGGGACCAAGGAUCUGCAGCCUAAACAGGUUCAAGAUAUGUUGGGUAUUGGAAGACCUGUUCCUGGUCAGAAUCCCAAUCAACAAAGAGUUCCAGGGGGUCAGCCUGUCUCUCCAGCAAAUAAAUUCCUACAGCCUGUCCAUAAAUGCGAUAUGAGCUUGACGGAUUUGUUAGGGGAGCUGCAGAAGGAUCCUUGGCCAGUAGGUCCUGGUAAACGACCUUUGAGAUCAACUGGUGUUGCUCUUGCCGUUGCAACUGGCCUGUUGGAAGCUAGUUACGCAAACACAGGAGCAAGGAUCUUGCUGUUCGUUGGUGGCCUAUGCAGUCAAGGUCCAGGUCAAGUCGUCACAGAUGAUUUGCGUCAGCCGAUCCGAUCCCAUCACGAUAUUCACAAGGAUAAUGCAAAGCACAUGAAAAAGGCGACAAAACACUACGAUAGCUUAGCUACGCGUGCAGCAGCUAAUGGACAUAUCAUUGAUAUUUAUUCUUGUGCCUUGGAUCAGACCGGCUUGCUUGAAAUGCGACAAUGCUGUAACUCUACAGGAGGUCACAUGGUUAUGGGAGAUUCCUUCAACUCUUCCCUUUUCAAGCAAACGUUUCAACGCGUAUUCUCCAAGGAUCCAACAGGGGAUUUGAAAAUGGCAUUUAAUGCAACAUUAGAAGUUAAAACCUCGAGGGAAAUUAAGGUGUCCGGUGCAAUUGGCCCAUGUGUUUCCCUUGGUGUUAAAGGACCCAGCGUGGGUGAGCAAGAAGUUGGCUUGGGUGGCACUUGCCAGUGGAAGUUCUGCUCUCUCAAUCCUUCGACCACAACGGCUAUUUUCUUCGAAGUAGUUAAUCAACAUGCUGCACCUAUUCCUCAAGGAGGAAGAGGAUGCAUUCAAUUCAUCACUCAGUAUCAGCAUAGUAGUGGACAGAGAAGAAUCAGAGUUACCACUAUUGCCAGAAACUGGGCUGACGCGUCUACAUCUUUGCAUCACGUAAGCGCAGGUUUUGAUCAAGAGGCAGCUGCCGUUCUCAUGUCUCGGCUCGCAGUAUUCAGAGCCGAAACCGACGAUGGCCCCGACGUUCUUAGAUGGGUGGAUAGAAUGCUCAUCCGACUUUGCCAAAAAUUCGGGGAAUACGCGAAAGAUGAUCCUAACAGCUUCAGGUUGGCAGAGAACUUCUCUCUAUAUCCUCAGUUCAUGUAUCAUCUCAGGAGAUCCCAGUUCCUGCAAGUUUUCAACAAUUCACCCGACGAGACUAGCUUCUACAGGCAUAUGCUUAUGAGAGAAGAUUUAACGAACUCCCUCAUCAUGGUGCAGCCCAUCUUGUACAGUUAUGGAUUUGGAGGUCCUCCAGAGCCAGUCCUCUUAGACACUUCAUCUAUACAACCAGACAGGAUUCUUCUCAUGGAUACCUUCUUCCAGAUCCUUAUAUUCCAUGGAGAAACAAUAGCUCAAUGGCGCCAGCUCAAGUACCAGGAGCUACCAGAGUACGAAAAUUUCCGACAACUACUCGCUGCCCCUGUGGAUGAUGCUGCUGAAAUUUUAGCGGGAAGAUUUCCAGCUCCUCGGUAUAUUGAUACUGAGCAGGGCGGUUCUCAAGCGCGGUUCCUUCUCAGCAAAGUGAACCCCAGUCAAACACACAACAAUAUGUAUGCUUACGGAGCGGGGAUGCCGAUGCCCAGCGGGGAAAGCGGAGCACCGGUUCUAACGGACGAUGUCAGCCUUCAAGUAUUUAUGGAGCACUUGAAAAAAUUGGCGGUAUCCUCCACUGCGUAGACUCAGAACGGAUAGGAUUAGUUGAGAAAAAAUUCCUUUUAUAUUGAAUAUAAAUUAUAAUUGGUUAGCUUAUGGAACUGUGGCUCGUAAGUGUAUCAGUUUAUGAACUCUACCAUUCACGAGUGCGUCACAGUGCAUUUAAUUUUUCUGUAAAUGAGUGAUUAUUAUGCAACUAUGCCAACAACUUUGUACCUUGUGUCGCUGGCGUGAACUGUAAAUGGAAGAACAUGUGUGAAUUCUGAAUAUAUUAUCAUGUAUGUUACUAAUAA